Molecule: messenger RNA, 1139 nt
Organism: Dreissena polymorpha
Lineage: Eukaryota; Metazoa; Mollusca; Bivalvia; Myida; Dreissenidae
Exons: 3
Coding region: 267-659 (130 amino acids)
Source: RefSeq, a predicted model, not a curated record
GUGGGUUAUGCCUAUGUAAACCCGGAUACUAUGGCGAUACAUGUCGAUCUAAGUGUUACAGUGGAUGCUUAGGCUGUGAUAAUCCAUUUAACUGCACAUUAUGUUCAACUAAUAGACAUGGAAUCCAAUGUGAAAAAGAAUGCUCUCAGAACUGCUCUUCUGGAUGUAACCUCUACGACGGUCACUGUAAUAACUGUUACAUUGGAUGGUUUGGAAUCUACUGUGACAACAGGUGUUCUGUGCACUGCGCAAACGAGUGUGAUUCUAUGGGAAAAUGUUCGGGAUGUGUGUCGGGAUACUAUGGAGAUUUUUGCAACAUACAAUGUUCAAGUAAUUGUAUAGGAGGAUGUAAUCAAAGUACCGGGGAAAGUUUGGUCUGUGUAACAGGAUUUGAGGGAAGGUUUUGCGAAGUUAUACCUGAUAAGAAAGUUUCAACGCAGAUUGUUUCACUGUCUGGUGUUGGAAUCGCAGGAUGGGAGAUUGCUUCUGUCCUGGCCUUAGUCGUCGUGCUUGGACUUGUAGUGUUUUGCCGAAGACGGGUUAAAACGGCACAAGAAGUAAAUAAGAAACCGGAAUGGACAGACGACAGGUAUUACAAUGUGAAAUCCAUGAAAGGUGCUGUUUCUGUCAGCAUACGUCCGGACUCCACGCCAUACUAGAGUUGCCUUGAUGAUACGGACAUCUCUCACACGUAUUCUGCCUUGGACAAAAACGCGGCUUAGUCAGUUCAACCGGAGCUUCAUUGUUGAAUGUGAAAUUUCAUGUUUUUUUUACAGCGCAAAACAUGAAUAUUUCAAUCAAUAUGGACCACUUGUGGUGUUCUGGCUCAGUAUGUAAUAUAUUGGAAUAAUGCAACUGUAAAAACAUCAUCAGGUUGAAAUUAUUACAACCAUAUUCGCUUGUCAUUCACGAUGCUACUUUAAAAUGUACCAAGCGCGCAGAACACGAUUUUUACUUUGUUUAAGUCAAAUGUUAACAUAUUGACAACAUGUUAUACGGCAAAAUCUAUUAUUUUCUCAACUGUAUUCAUCACACAAGAAAUAACUAUAAAACAUGCCAAAGCCUCUAUUACGAGUUUAUAUAAACAAAUAAUACAAUAAUUACAAUAUGAGAGACAGGAACUGCAUGAUAAGCUAUUA